This is a messenger RNA of Mus musculus (house mouse), 1785 nucleotides long. RefSeq names its product WD repeat domain 5B (gene Wdr5b). The transcript has a single exon. Gene Ontology annotation, cellular component: nucleoplasm; nucleus. NCBI's taxonomy places the organism in Eukaryota, Metazoa, Chordata, Mammalia, Rodentia, Muridae. The record is from RefSeq and is marked provisional. The coding region runs from base 324 to 1310 and encodes 328 amino acids.
GUGUGACGUCAUCUGUUGCUUGAGGUUCCCAGACAUUUUGGAGCUGCGGAGGGCGUGGAAGAGGAAAGGUGCAGCCCCGAACCCCCGCGGAUCGGCCUAGUCCUUUGACAGCAUCUGACACGAGUACGGAUCCCAGGAUCACUGUGAUCCGUGAUGCUAUAGAAGAAAGCAAGACGGGGAGUGGUUCAAACUUCGUUGCUGACUGGGAACGGACCUUAUAGAGGAGCCCAUGUUACAAUCAAAACCAUCCGCCUUCCAACCGCAAGUUUUAACUUCUGUAAGUUUCAGGGCGGGAAGCCCGCGCAAAUUAUAGAGCCGGAUCUAUGGCGACCGAGCAUCUGCCAGCAGAGAGAGCACAGUCACUUCUCUCUGCCCCCCGGCGCGAGGAAGAGCCGCAGAAACCCAACUAUGCUCUCAGACUUACUCUUGCGGGGCACUCGGCGGCCAUAUCAUCAGUUAAAUUUAGUCCUAAUGGCGAAUGGCUAGCGAGUUCUGCAGCUGAUGCACUAAUUAUAAUUUGGGGAGCAUACGAUGGGAAUUGUAAGAAAACACUCUAUGGUCACAGUCUGGAAAUAUCAGAUGUUGCCUGGUCUUCAGAUUCUAGUCGUCUAGUUUCAGCCUCAGAUGAUAAGACUCUAAAGGUAUGGGAUAUGAGAUCUGGAAAAUGUCUGAAAACACUGAAGGGGCACAGCGAUUUCGUCUUCUGUUGUGACUUCAACCCACCAUCCAACCUCAUCGUUUCGGGCUCUUUUGAUGAGAGUGUGAAAAUAUGGGAAGUAAAAACAGGAAAAUGCCUCAAGACUUUGUCUGCACAUUCGGACCCCAUUUCUGCCGUAAAUUUUAAUUGUAAUGGGUCCUUGAUAGUGUCCGGGAGCUAUGAUGGGCUUUGUAGAAUUUGGGAUGCUGCGUCAGGCCAGUGUUUAAGGACACUUGCUGAUGAAGGCAACCCUCCAGUGUCUUUUGUAAAAUUUUCUCCAAAUGGUAAAUACAUUCUCACUGCAACUUUGGACAAUACUCUUAAACUGUGGGAUUACAGCAGGGGCAGAUGCCUGAAGACAUACACUGGUCAUAAGAAUGAGAAAUACUGCCUAUUUGCCAGUUUCUCGGUUACUGGUAGAAAGUGGGUUGUGUCUGGUUCAGAGGACAACAUGGUUUACAUCUGGAAUCUUCAGACUAAAGAGAUUGUACAGAGGUUGCAAGGUCACACAGAUGUGGUGAUCUCAGCAGCCUGUCACCCUACAAAAAACAUCAUCGCAUCAGCAGCACUAGAAAAUGACAAGACAAUUAAAGUGUGGUCGAGUGACUGCUGAAGUCUCUGGCAGGCGAUGAGGAAAGCCAAGUUAGACACAAAAUCCAAAGGAUGGUCUCUCUGGAUUCUGGCAAAGCUUAAACUGUCCUUGAGUCUGAAUCAUCUUACUUUGCAAAGUGAGACCCUUGUAAAAACAGGUCUAGGACUUAGGGCUUGUGAAUCCUAGUCUUGAGGCCUGCUAGGAAUCUCCUGUGCUCACCCCUGGACAGAGCCUCAUUCUUUCACUGGCUUUCCCAGGGGGGUAAGGUUUUUGGAAUAUCUGGAAAGGUGACACAACAGGAUGACCCAGGGGAGGAGGGACGUGUAGCCUCUGGUUUGGGAGGUCAUUAAGGGCAGUGACAUUAGGGAGGCAAUGAGAGGAUUGGAGACAUUUUACAUGUCACUUGUAUAUUUUUGUUAUUCAAUAUGAUUGGGCAUCAAAUUGCCAAAUUAAUCUGUCAAGUUGGGGACAAUAAAUCAUGGUCCGGUUUGUUCUA